Molecule: messenger RNA, 685 nt
Organism: Musca domestica (house fly)
Lineage: Eukaryota; Metazoa; Arthropoda; Insecta; Diptera; Muscidae
Product: ornithine decarboxylase 1-like
Exons: 3
Coding region: 74-670 (198 amino acids)
Cellular component (GO): cytoplasm
Molecular function (GO): ornithine decarboxylase activity
Source: RefSeq, a predicted model, not a curated record
AUCCGUCUUUGUUCGCUCGAAAACGUUGAUCGAUUCAAACAUACAUUUCAAAAUCUUCUUUUCUCAACACAAAAUGACGAAAGGCCACGAAAUAAAAUUUUAUAAAAAAGAAAUAAAUAUAAGGCAAGUGAUUAAAGACCAGGCCCUGCAAGACACCGAUGAUGCGUUGUAUGUCUGUGAUAUAAAUGAUUUUCGCAGGAAAUAUGAAAUAUGGGAUCAACUAAUGCCUGGAAUUAAACCCCAUUAUGCUGUCAAAUGUAAUGAUGAUAUCAUGGUUAUUAAAACCCUGGCUAAAUUGGGCGCCAAUUUUGAUUGCGCUUCGAUGGGUGAAAUAAAACUGGUACUGGAUGCAAAUGUUGAACCAGAACGCAUCAUAUUUGCCAUGCCUUGUAAACCUUUGACGCAUUUAGCCUACGCAAAGGAGAAUGGAGUUAUAACCAGUACAGUUGAUUCUGACUUUGAAAUUUUAAAGAUACAUCGUCAUUUUCCCGAGUCAAAUCUGGUAAUACGAAUACGUUGUGACGCUACCGAUGUGAAAUUGUCGUUUGGUGAAAAAUUUGGCUGCAAUGCUAAAACCGAGGCUCCUGCCAUAAUGUUAUUGGCCAAGGAAUUGAAAUUGAAUGUAAGUGAUUUUAUAACUAAAUCAGGUGAAAACGAACGAAAAUUGUAAGAAGUUAGGUGUAUA